Cyphellophora europaea CBS 101466 is the source of this 2148-nucleotide messenger RNA. RefSeq lists its product as uncharacterized. The record is from RefSeq and is a predicted model, not a curated record. Lineage: Eukaryota; Fungi; Ascomycota; Eurotiomycetes; Chaetothyriales; Cyphellophoraceae. The transcript is spliced from 3 exons. Gene Ontology annotation, biological process: glucan catabolic process. Gene Ontology annotation, molecular function: hydrolase activity, hydrolyzing O-glycosyl compounds. The coding region runs from base 1 to 2148 and encodes 715 amino acids.
AUGCCGUCCUCAUCACUCUUUCUGAGGUCGAGCACCACACUCGUUUCUGCCUUGUCUUUACUGUCGGCUCCGGUUCUAGCCGCUCCCGCCUUGCCUGGCCAAGUUUACAGUCUCAAUACAUCGUACUCUGGCUCCGAGUUCUUCGAUGGCUGGAACUUCUACGAUGGAGCCGAUCCCACCCAUGGCUUCGUCACCUACGUGAGCCAAAGCGAGGCGCAAGCCGCAGGCCUGAUCUCGGCUGGAUCAUCUGCGAAGAUGUUGGUGGACUCGCAGACUGUCCUGCCAGUUCCCGCGAGCAGAGAUGUCUACUGGGACAGGAAUGGCGUCGGUCGCAGGAGUGUACGUAUCGAGAGCCAAAAGUCCUGGACUCAUGGUCUCUUCAUCGCCGAUCUAAACCAUAUGCCCUCCAGCAGUGACGCUGGAUGCGGUACCUGGCCAGCUUUCUGGGCCAUCGGUAGCGGCCCGUGGCCCAACAACGGAGAAGUCGACAUCAUCGAGGGCGCCAACGAUCAGCCAGCUAAUAACGCUGCCGGACAUACUGCAAAUGUCUGCACAAUUGAUAACCGUGGCGGAAGCGGAGUUCCUCUCUAUAGGAACUGCAACUACAACGAUAUCGAUCCGUGGGGCGCCCUCAAGAACCCUACUGGCUGCCAGGUCGCUUCAACCAGCUCGCAGAGUUAUGGUGCUGGGUUCAACUCUAUCGGCGGCGGUGUUUACGCCAUGGACUGGACCACCGAAGCCAUCAACUUCUACUUCUUCCCCCGUGGCAGCAUCCCUGCCGAUGUCAACAGUGCAAACCCUAACCCAUCGACAUGGGGUAUUCCCUUCGCCACCAUCGGCGGAUCGGGCUGCAACGUUGAAAACAACUUCAGAGACCUGCGUUUGGUAUUCGACACCACCUUCUGUGGUGACUUUGGUGAUGCCACAUGGGGCACCGGAACUUGUGCUACGCGGACCGGCUUUGGCUCCUGCGCCGCCUAUGUUGCAUCGAGUCCAGGUGCUUUCGCUAACGCCUACUGGGAUAUCAACUCUGUUCGCGUAUACCAGGCGGCUCCUGCGCCAGUAUUCUCGACCACUGCCUCUAGCUCCUCAAGUGCCGCCUCUACCUCCUCGAAUACCGCCUCUACCUCCUUGACUACCUCCUCUGGCUCCUUGACUACCGCCUCUGGCUCUUUGACUACUGCCUCUGCCUCGUCAACUACGGUCACAUCCUCCAUGACCUCGAGCUCCGGCAACUACACCUACACCGGGCAGCCCGAUCCCGUCAAGACCUGGGAGGACUCCAACAUCAGCGUCACCAAGACUGGCACAGAUCCUGAGCACACCUGGGAGGACUCCUCCGCACCUGUCGCCCCUGGCAAGCAAGGUUGGCAAGAUAACUCGAUAAAUCCCGCCAAGCCUUGUCACAAAUGUGACCACAGUGACGGCGCCAACGGUGCUGGACAGCAGUGGAACGACGCUUCUGGCUCCAACGGCGCUGACCCCAAAUGGCAAGACGCAGCUGGCUCCAGCGACCCCGCGCACCAGUGGAAGGAUGCCCCCAGCGCCAAUGGCCCAGGUCAGCAAUGGCAGGACGCCUCAGGUUCCAGCGACCCGGCGCACCAGUGGAAGGAUACUCCUGCCUCCUCCGACCCCGCCCAUCAAUGGCAAGACGCCGCCGCCGGCUCCGCGCCCGCCCAUGGCUCGUGGCCCGACGCGCCAGCUCCGGCAGGUGGCGCAAACAAGCCCGCCGACCCCGCCGCCGCCUGGUCUGAUGCCGCAGCGCCCGCCGCGCCAUCGAACACUGUAGCCCCAGCCAAUGGUGCCUGGUCUGACGCCGCCGCCGCGCCCUCGAAGCCCGUCGAUCCCGCCUCCGCCCCGGCCGCGUCCUGGUCCGACGCCGCCGUCGUCCCCGCCCAAGUCACGACCUACACGGUCAUCCCGCAGAAGACGCCCGUCGCCGACGCCAACGCCAGCAACCCCGCAGCUGAGACGUGGGCGGACGCCCCUGCUGCACCCUCUGCGGCGCCCGUGAAGCCUGCUGGCGCAAAUGGCUCUGGAAGCGACGAUAAGGUCAGCCCAUAUACGGGCGCGGCGGCCAGCAGCCGCUCCGUUGUGGCGUAUGGCGUUGUGGCGAUGGCGGGGCUUGUGGGCGCGUUCUUGCUGUAA